Manduca sexta (tobacco hornworm) is the source of this 5473-nucleotide messenger RNA. Its product is annotated as ankyrin repeat and BTB/POZ domain-containing protein 2. The transcript is spliced from 24 exons. Lineage: Eukaryota; Metazoa; Arthropoda; Insecta; Lepidoptera; Sphingidae. Bases 10 to 4989 code for a protein of 1659 amino acids. Gene Ontology annotation, molecular function: protein heterodimerization activity. The record is from RefSeq and is a predicted model, not a curated record.
CGCGCCGACAUGCUGUGCCCCGCGCGUUGCUCGUGCUUCCUCUGUCGGGAGCUGCAGUCCUGCCGGGCCGCCGACGCGAGGAAACCACCCUCCAAACACAACAUGUGCGACAACUUCAUACUCAAGAAGGCUGACGCAUGGGAGCCUAUGAAAUUCAUCCGCGGUGCUGCCAGGCUCUCAGUUCGACACUGGCAGAGCCGGGAGCCGCUUACCUCUGCCAAAACGCGAACAACAACGCAUAAGUCGACCAGUUGUGAGCAGUUGUAUCCUCACAUGUCUGAGGACGAGACGGCGUCGUUCGCGAUGCGCCGCGCGCCGAGCACGGAUCGAGUGAAACCCCAAUCCGACCACAAACCUCUUUUCAAACUUCUGGGCAAUUCCCGCCAUAAAAAAGGCAAUACGUGUGACAUCUCCGAAGGCAAAGUACGUCGCAGUGUUCUCAAUUUCAGAAAAAACGAGACUCCAAUUUCGAAGAAUGUUCACGAAAAAUACAUUCCUCUUCCACAGACUUCGGCGCCACAGGACCGUGUUUACAGUGACCCUAAGCCGUGGAGCUCGCAGACGCAGAUCGAUGAUUGUUGUCGACCGCCUGUUUAUCAAAGUGUUGAGAAGAAGAAAGAGGAAAACAAGGGCUCUGUGACUGAGAAAAAGGCGUAUAGUAAUCGUCUUCCUUGCUACGAAGAAUUAGCACAAAGAAUAUCUCAAGAUAAAAAUAAAAAACCUCACUUACCAUUGUCGGAAAACGGAUUGGCGAACAAAAUUACACAAAACAAUAACAAAGUUGUUAUUUAUUUUGGUGAUUCAAUAAUACGUAAACACAAUGAACAGAAGAAAGAGGAAGCCAGGAAAGAGUCACUGAAAGAGGAGGCUAUCUACGCUAAUGGAAGCUUAGAUAAGAUUGAGAACUCUGGACUUAACAGGGAUGUUGAUAAAGGUGGAGGAACGCCUAUGAUUUCCGAAGUUCAAAUAUCUGAAGGAAUCUAUUCCGAAAUAAAACCUGAAGAUAAUACUGAAAUAGUAACGAUAAACGACGCCACAUAUAAAAAAGAUGUUUUCGGCACGAUUGGUUCCGAUGGAUUUUUGGUAGUCGAAUUCGAAGGAAAUUUCGAAAGAGCCCGCCAACUUGUUGAGCUGGUACACGGAGGAUCUAACACUGAUCACCACGAAGCCACAGUACUUGAUGAAGACGAAAACGAAGAUUGGAGUUUCAUUCAAGACUGGAGGAAACGACCAUCGAGCGGGUGCCGUCCAGGCGAGGAAGGAGCGUGGUGCGGCGGCGGCACCGCGGGGGGCGCGCGGGCUCUACGCGUGCGUGUAUCCCACGCGGCGGCCGCACCAGCCCCGCUGGCGCGCCGCUUGUCCCCGCCGCCGCACGCGCAUCGAGCCACCACGCCACCAGUACCCACAGAAACUAGUAAACCCCACGAGGAAUCAGCGCCAGCGUGCACAGAGCCGUCCGGCGCGCAGCUGAAGCCGGUGAGCGCGGUGUCGCAGCUGACGGUGGCCAGCGCACCCGUGCGCUCCGCACCGCCGCAGAGCAGCUACGCGUUGGAGCGGCGCCAUCAACAGCCGCGGCAUGACCACCACCACGCGCCCGCGCAGAAUGGCGUCCGCGAGUGCAACAGCAGUUCAGACGAGAACCGUUCGUCGGGGCACGCGUCGAUGUCGGACAGCGGCGGCGGCGGCGAGGCGGGCCGCGAUGAACCGCGCCGCAACCGACAACCGCCGCAUACCAGGACCAAGCACCGACCGCACAAUAAGUUACAGUCCCCGUGGCCUGGAGGUGGUGGAUUGGAAGACAUCAGGUCCGCCAUUAAACAGCUGACACUCCGCUCCCGGGACAGCAGCAGCACCGCCACCAGCGGCGCGUCCAGUGCUGGCGGCGGCAGCAACAAUGGAGCACCAGAAAGCGGCAGCGCAGCUGAAGCGCGUAGAAGACGAGCGCCCCUGGUGCGUCAACCCUCUCUGGACACAGUGUGCACCAACGUCACCAGCGCUGAUGAAUUCGUUUGGGUUGAUUCACAUAACCGGCUGGUAGAAUUACUUUGUGUCCCAUGGACUGCGAGCGAAGUGAGUCGAGCCUUGCAAACUGGUCGAUGUCGUGACAUAGCGCCCCGGAUGGCUCCCGAUACACCUCCAAGACUCGCAUAUUUGUUACAAAGAGCUCUCGUCCGAAUAUCCCGAGAAGCUCAACGCCUGUCGCAGAAUUUCGGAUUUUGCUCCAAACAUGAAGUGGCCGGGGCAUUCAGGAUAGUGCUUAGCACUGCUCUGGCCGAUUCAUGUAUUAAGGGUUGUCAACGAGCAGCGACGAUGUACGCGACGUCCGGAAGUGCUGCACGAAGAUUGGGCUCCGCUGCAAGAGCAAGGACCAGUUUGGCUCCAGGCCGGUUCCAAAGAUGGAUGCUGGACAUGCGCGUCGCUUCUUUUGUGCACGAAUACGCGGCGAUAUACCUGUGCGCCGGGAUGGAGACGUUACUGGAGGAGAUUGCACUGAUCGCAGGCGCGGGCGGGAGCACACCCGUCACGCCCGCCGCAGUCGACCAUGCUGUCGCCAACUGCGCUGAUCUGUGGGGGCUGCUGCAGCCUUACAGUCAUCUCAAUGCCGGCAGGAUAGCGUCAGGCGCUCUGUCAUUGUCUCGAUGGGAAUCCAUGAGCUCACUAGGAUCCGGGUCGUCGUCAGGCGUAUCUCGGCCGGAGCACCGGCAGUUGGGACUCAGUCACGAUUCCGGCAUCACUACCAACGGUUCAGGUGGAUCAGGUACAUCAGCGGGCUCGAACACGAGCUCGGGCGGGUCGACGGCGUCAGUGCUGCUGACGACGUGCGCGGGCUCGGCGACGGAGCUGCGCGCGGUGCUGCGCCGCGUGCACCCGCGCCUGCCGCCGCUGUCGCCGGCUGCUGAGCGGGCUCUGUAUUACUUCAUGCGGUGCUCGCAGCUAGAACAUAGCACUACUGGAGGCGGUGGGGGGUGCGGCAGCGCGGGUCUGUGGGGCGAGCGCGGCGCGGGCGCCCUGCCGCCGCUGGGCGAGUGGGUGCGCGUGGUGCGCGCGCACGCCGCGCUGCGCCCGCCGCCCGCCGUGCCCGACGCCGACGACGUGCUGCAGGCCGCGCGCCUGCUGCUGCCACACGCCGACUGCCCGCCACGACCGCUCACUCUGGAGGAAGCAGUGGAGCCAGUGUGGUCUCGUUGCACCCGCACACCUGACGAGCUGAACAGAGCGGCACUAGGCUUGGCCCAGCGCGCGUUGCUCAGCGGCCGGCCCGAGCUAGUGGGAGGGGUGCGGGCGUUGUUGCCCCAGGGAGGACUCGACGCGACUGAUGCCUCGGGACUGACUGUGCUCAUGAAGGCAGCUUUAGCUGGGGACGAGCAGAUUGUUGCUAUGCUGCUGGAAGCUGGCGCCGACCCCAACGUGGAGACGGGCGGCGCCGCAGGCGCGCACUGUGCCAUGCCGCUGUCGCCGCGCGCGCCGCCCGCGCAGCCCGCCGCGCCCGCCGCCACCAACUACACGCCACCCACCGCAGGUUGGACCGCAUUAGUAUACGCGUGCAGCGCGUCAGGCGGCGGCGUGACGGGCGCGGGCGGUGCGGGCGGGGCGGGGGGCGCGGGCGCGGUGGAGUGCGCGCGGCGCCUGCUGGCGGCCGGCGCCAGGGUCGACGGCGCGCCCGCACGCGGCGACGACGUCUGCACGCUCACGCCACUGCAGGUGGCGUGUGGCGUUGGCAAUCUAGAGCUAGUGCAACUGCUGUUGUCCCAUGGUGCUGAUCCGUUCCUCUCGACGCAGCUCAACGACGCUCUCUGCUACUCCGCCGCCGCGCAGUACGGAUGCUAUAGUGCGGUAGCAGUGUGUUGUACUCAUGGCCGCCGCGCGUGUCUCCGAGCUGCCGUACGAGGGGGCGCGAGAGGAUCCAGUGCGGGCGCCGUGCUGUCCCUAGAGGAGGUGCUAGCUGAGGGAGCCGCGGGUCCGCCUUCCGCAGGUCCCUCCACGGGAGGACGCCCACCCACCUUCACCAAGCAGCAGCAACGAGCGCUGCAGGAUGCCAUGUAUUGCGCCGCUGAGACUGAUCACUUAGACAUAACCCUGGAGCUGCGCGCGCUGGGCGUGCCGUGGUCGCUGCACGCGUGGACGCUCUCGCUCGCCGCCGCCGCCGACGCCGCGCUCGACCACGUCAUCGACCAGCUGCUGCAGGACUUCCUGCAGUUAUGCCCAUCGGAUGACAGCCAUUACAGCAAACAGUUCAUUUACGAGUGUCUUCCUCUGCUGUUCAACAUUCUUCGGUACAGCAAGAAGGAGGGCACGGUGCUGCUACUGGCCGACAUCCUGUGCGCGUGCUACGGGCGCGAGGCGGUGCCGGGUGUGGCGCAGCCGCCACCUGCCGCACCUGCGCCCGCGCGAGUCGACCCCUCCUACGUCAACAACCCCUCACUUGCUGACGUCACAUUUAGAGUGGAAGGUCGCCUGUUCUACGGUCAUAAAAUUGUAUUGGUAUCGGAAUCGCCGAGACUGCGGGCGAUGCUGGCACCGCCCAGGAAUUCCAACGAAGGACUGCCUCCAACAAACACCGCUCCGCCUCUCGUCCAAAUCAAUGACAUCAGAUACCACAUAUUUGAGCAAGUCAUGAAAUACCUUUAUUCCGGCGGGUGCUCGGGCUUGGACAUUCCGGAGACGGACGUGCUGGAGGUGCUAGCAGCUGCGUCCUUCUUCCAGCUUCUGCCACUACAAAGACACUGCGAGGCGAGGGCCGCAAAGUCCGUCGACCUACACAAUCUCGUUUCAGUUUACAUUCAUGCCAAGGUUUAUGGUGCUACUCAACUUUUAGAAUACUGCCAAGGGUUUCUUCUUCAGAACAUGGUAGCCCUUCUCACAUACGAUGACUCUGUCAAGAGGUUGCUGUUCGGAAAGCGGUUGCCUGGACAUAAUGUACUUGGUGCUUUGUUAGCCACCUUACAGAAGAGAAUAGAAUCGAGGAAGAAUCAGGCCAAGCCGAGGUAGCAGCUCUACUCCGAAUAAACUUUAAUGUAAUCUAAUUUAAACUUACAGGAACAUACAAUAAUUUAGCCAUAGAUUUAAUUUUAAAUGAAGUACAAACUGAACUAAUUUGAAACACUAUGGUCACACAAAAUUAAAUUAAACUGAACAAAAAAAUAUAAUUUAUUAUGGAAUAAAACAAUUAUUAAUAAAAAUAAUAUUAUUUAAAACAUAAUACAUUGGCUAAUAGCAAGUUAAACGUGUAUCAAAAUAUAAUUUUUAAGUAAUAAUAUGGUAUAUACCUACAAUAUUGUAUUAAAUAGUAAACCUAAAAAUAAUAUUUUGUAGAUAAGUAACAAACAGAAAUUAUUACGUUUUUGUAUUUGACAACAUAAAUUGUAUUAUUCAAAAUUACGACUGUAAUCUCUUUCGAUACUAGUUAACGACUAAAGUAUUACAAUCUUGUAAGAAAUAUGUAAUUAUUGUUGAAAUAAAGCUUGUGUUGUAU